Messenger RNA from Armigeres subalbatus, 2648 nucleotides. Its product is annotated as zinc finger CCHC domain-containing protein 8 homolog. Gene Ontology annotation, cellular component: catalytic step 2 spliceosome. Bases 141 to 2396 code for a protein of 751 amino acids. Gene Ontology annotation, molecular function: RNA binding. Lineage: Eukaryota; Metazoa; Arthropoda; Insecta; Diptera; Culicidae. The record is from RefSeq and is a predicted model, not a curated record. The transcript is spliced from 4 exons.
AACAAAUUAGACGGACACGCUGUCAAAACAAAAACGCAUCCAGCGACGAGCGCGUAGAAAGUGUGUUUUAGGAAAUUCAAUUGUGCUUAAUUAUAUCUAUUUUAUAAGCAAUACACCUCAGGACCACCAUUUGAAAAGCUAUGGGGACGAAGCGCAAGGCCGAAGACGAGAUCCUUGAGAUUCCCAGCGAUGACGACGAUGGCAGCGACAGCGACGUUCAGAUACAGGAAAAGCCAAUCCCGAUCGUCACCGUUGACGACGAUGACGACUCUUCGACAACGGCUCCCUCACAUUCCACUCCAGUGCGGCAGCCAUCGCCUGCUUGUGGCGGGAAAGCGUUGGAUAGUUCACUUGGUACGCCUCCGCCCCCACCGGACAUAUCCAGCAAUCGCUCUAUGUCAGAGGAAAAGCAAACCAUGACGGAAGAAAAAAUGGCUUCUGAAAAUUUGCUGCUGAGUAUGAAGUUCCGGGACCAGGAAUUGUUCCACAUGUUUAAAGGAUCCCUGUCCGAAUAUCUGCGAACAACGUUCCAGCUUAAGAUGGGUGGCGAGGAAGUGGAUGUCGUUCAACAAGUUGAUCAGUUCUCCAUUCAAGUGCUGUCUAAAAGCCUAGGUCGGAUAACUACGGCAGCAAUCCUUCCAGCAGCAGAAAAUUCCGAACCAGUGCAAAACAGCAAUGAGGUCCUCUUACCGGGCAAGGAAUGUUCAAAUGUGAAACAUAGUGAUGCAGUGGAUGACGCCGGAAUGUUCGUCAUAGACUCGACCCCGGCCAAAACGGCCAAGGGCGGACCCAUCAUUCCCAGCUACAAGAAAGCCCUGCAUAAAGUGCUGGACAAUUCCCCUUCGGCUGCGGCAUCGGCGGACAGUGCCACCAAGAGGCCAAAACCGAAGCAGAACUGCUGGAACUGCGAUGGGGACCACAGUCUGAAGGACUGUAAGCAACCUCGUAAUUUUGUCAAAAUUGACAAAAUGAAACAAGCAUUUAUGAAGACCAAGGACCGGUAUCAUGUGGAUUUGGAGCAAAAAUACGGCCACAUAGUGCCCGGUCGGAUGACACAUGAGCUGCGGCAAGCCCUCGGACUAAGAAAGCGAGAUCUUCCGGUGCACAUUUACCGUAUGCGAUUGUUUGGUUAUCCUCCCGGUUGGCUGGAGGAUGCCAAAAUUACCCACUCUGGUCUGCAGCUGUUCAAUUCGAAUGGAGAUCCCGUACUGGAGUCGGAUGAAAGCGACGGCGAAGUGGACAAUGUCAAAACCAUCAAGUAUGAUGUUCGAAAGAUAAUAAGUUUCCCCGGAUUCAAUGUAGAUUCCGGUGAGGCAUACAUUGACAAUUCAAAAUUCUACGGCGUUCCACCGCGGAUGGGACAUCAAAGCCGAGACGAAAUGAUUCGGAAUCUUGAAGGGACUUUGGUUCAAGGAUAUCGAAGAAAAAAACUUCGACUGGAUUCCGUAGCCCAAGUGGACAUCGAUCGCGAUCCAGCGGACAUGGAUCUGGACAAUCCGGACGAAAGUUUCAUUACCGUGGAUUCGGUGGGUGAUUGCGAUAAAUUGGAGGGCCUGGUUACUGCCAGUCAGUGCAGCUCACUACCGUCGUACAAUGGAAAUAUUGUUGGCCCUCCGGCGAUGGACGCCGAUGAACCGGAAGAGGGUGAAGUGGAUGAAACAGAAGAGCCACAGAACGGGUCAAAUCAAAACGAGGAUGAAGCAGAGGUCGGAAAGAACGAAAGUACAAACGAUGACAGUUUGAUUCUGGUGGAAGAGGAAGCGGAAGUAAUUUGUUUGGAUGAUACUCGCGCAGAUUCGCCAUCCCUAGACGAUUUGCGAAGAAAACAAACAGAGCUCUUGAAACAAUUAGAAGCUCAGAGUCCUUGCAUCCCAAAUCCCCCGGAUACGGCAAAUGACGAUUCUCUGCUGGAAGACGUAUUGGAGGUCGAAAAGUUGGCAGAAGAGCAUGCAUCGAACGAAGCCUCAUCACAAGCAGCCGACAGUGCUGUGCGGGAAUCACCUCGAUCCUUGUUUCCGAUAUCGGUUGGUAUUAUGGGUCCUCCGCCACUACCGGUGGCUCCACCACCUCCCGCAGAUGAACCCAGCACCGAGCGUCCACCGGAGCCCGAAUUCCUCAAUCUGGAUGAAAUCAAGAUGACCAAAGUCCCGUUCAUCGACGAUCCCGCCUCGAUGGGACUGAAAAAGAUGUCCCUGGGUACGCCCAUCCUGACGCCGUUCACACCGUUCAAUACGCUGCCCUGUGGAGAAGCCUUUUCGAAAGGCGUUAGCGAUGUGAUCAAUUUUGAAAAUCUGCCCAACUCCACCGGUAAGUACGAACGGAUGAAAUCCCUCCUGUCGAAGGUACGCAACGUAAUUACGGCACAUAAUGGCGAAAUGGACGACGAUAGCAGAUAGCCAGAGGAGGAUCGCGGCGAGCUGAGUGAAGAAGGUGAAAUUGAGUAAUUGUGUAUGAGAGAGUGCGGAUUUUUUGGGGUAAUAAACAGAGAUUAGCAUGUUUGAAAGAAUGUCAAGCCCUUAAAUCUAGAAUAGGAUUUUAAUCGACUUUCUAUUGUACUUCACAAUCUUAGAAAUUAGAGACGAAGUAUAGAAAUAUAAUAUAAUAUAAGAACUACAACAAUAAAAUGUAAAAUUUUAUGUCGACUAAAA